Molecule: messenger RNA, 405 nt
Organism: Alternaria atra
Lineage: Eukaryota; Fungi; Ascomycota; Dothideomycetes; Pleosporales; Pleosporaceae
Exons: 1
Coding region: 1-405 (134 amino acids)
Source: RefSeq, a predicted model, not a curated record
AUGUCUGCUUUCUCCUGGCCCCAAACCGCCAACAUAAAGCUUCAUGAACGGUCGGAGCCCGUCCCCCUUCCUGACCAUCGCCCUCUCAUGAUCGGCAUUGGCGUAGCUGCUGCAGCCAUGACUAUCAUCCUCAUCUACACCCUUUUCUUCUUCGGUCUCAAAUAUCGCAAGGCUCGUGCGACCAAGCAGAGCAAAGAAAAUGAAGCCGAAGCCAAGACUAUCGUGCUCAAGGACAACGAUUCCUCACCGUAUGUAGGCGCCGGCCAUCAAGGCGGGGAUAUAGGCGAUAGCCAUAGUGCGCGUACAUCUUCUGAACUACCUGUGCAUUACACUCACGUGGGGAAGGAUGGUGGAAAGCACGAUUUUGUAGAAGUCGACAUCAGUAGUGAGAAGCCUAAGAAUUAG